AUGUCAGAUGAAGUUGAUGAUCUAUCGUUUCCAAAUGCAGUUAUUACUCGAUUGAUGAACGAAGCUUUGGAAGGAUCACCAACUAUUUCGAAAGAAGCUCGAGCAGCUAUGUCACGUGCUGCAUUAACAUUUAUACUUUAUAUUAGCACAACUGCGAAUCAAUAUGCUUCAAGUGCUAAACGUAAAACAGUAACAGUUCAAGAUAUUUUUAAAGCAUUACAAUCAAAUCAAUUUGAUAUGCUUGUUGAACCAUUACAAGAAGCAUUGAAAGAUUACCAAGAACAAACACGUAAGAAGAAAGAAGAAUCAGCCAAGAAACAACAAAAUCAACCAGAAUCAACAGUUGAAAAUGACGAGAAUGAUGAAAAUGAAAACGAAAUUGAAAAUGAAGAUAAUGAACCUGUAGUUGAAUAA
This is a messenger RNA of Adineta steineri, 414 nucleotides long. The record is from the annotation of a GenBank genome assembly. Lineage: Eukaryota; Metazoa; Rotifera; Eurotatoria; Adinetida; Adinetidae.